Messenger RNA from Lymnaea stagnalis (great pond snail), 6388 nucleotides. Lineage: Eukaryota; Metazoa; Mollusca; Gastropoda; Lymnaeidae. The record is from the annotation of a GenBank genome assembly.
CUCUCAGAAAAUAUACCGUGCAGUCGUAGUAGUAGUAGCAGUAGAAUAAAAAUAGCCAUUCAUUAGGCUAAAAUCUUUAUAUUUGUUGAAAUAAACAAUUAAUUGUAGGUUAAAAUGUCAAAGCCAGGAUACAAAGUCGGUACGUGGGUAACAAUAAUUUACGGGGAUGGCCCAAAGCAAUGGUAGAGUUAAAAAUAAAUCGGUCAUGCUCCCAUGAGUGUGACAUUAAACAUGCGACGGCGACCUGUCUACGUGGUCAGUGAUGAAAAACAUUUAACAUAUUCAAUAUAAUUCAUCGAAUUUAAAUAAGUAGAAGUGGGCCUACUGAAUCUAAUAACUUACUAUGGCCCAGAAAGAUCGACAGUGACAAAACAAUUUGACUACCGUUAUGUCAUUGUAAUGACGGCUAAGAGUGAUAGCGCUAUUUGAUUUGUUAUUUUAAACUGGAUUAAUCUAUAAAUACUGCUGUUUUCAUAGUCAACGAACAGAUAGUUCAGAGUUACUCUUCAGUUGAACCGGCUGUUAAAUGAUUUAACAAACCAACUUUUACCUUAGCACCACCAAUAUAAUAGGCAUUAUUGAAUUUAUUGAGGCCCAAGCCAAAUAUUUCGUUUCACCCUCUUGGCCUGUGCCGGCCUCUGAUUCUGAUCAGCUGCUCUCUGCAAAUUAUAGUCAUAGUAAUACAAAAUAGAUCUAGCAGUAAUAUGCCUAUACUAUUCAACAAUAUUAAUAAAACAUAAUAAUAUAAUAUUGGGUACCGGUACACAGGACUCGGACUGGUAAUAAAUUAUUAAAUAAAUUUGAAAUAGAAUCUGCCUCAAGUUACCAUUGACAUUAUCAUAAUCAUUGUCAUUAUCAUCAGAUUCAAUUGAUUCAUCACUUCCUUAAAUUUAAAUAAAAUCCUCAUUUACAGAGCGUCACUAGUGUAGUAUUAUUUCCAAAUGAGGCAAAUGACUAUUCAGUCAGUAUUCAGUAAUUAAAAAUAUACCUAAUAAAUCACUAGGGACUAUGACUAAGUCAGGAGUACAUCUUUAUUGAAAAUUAUUGUCCUAGGAGUAGGAGGUGAUAUUCAUUUGACAUUGAUUUGAUAAGCCUAUUUACCUACGUCUAGCUUUAAACAAAAAAAGUAAUGCCUAAUCUCAAUAAUAAUAACUAAGUUUUGGCCUACUGAAAACUGAAUAGCAACGGCACCAAAAACUUUUUAAAAUUUCUUUUUUAAAUAGGCAAAUCAGACACUAGGUCCCUCUUAAUUGCUUGAAAGUCAGUCAGGCAUAAAAAAAAUAUUCCAUGUUAGUAGUUAGUGUUAGAUCUUUGACUCUUCAAUUUUCAUUAAGACAUUCAUUAUGGUUGGAGCAUAAUGACAAAAAGAAAUUCUUACUUUACUAUAAUUAUAAGGUUAAAUAACUACCGUACAACUAUUUAUAUACAUAUUCAUAUAUAGUAGUAGCAGUAUUAUAUGGGGGGAGGGCCCUAUUAUUACUACUAUUAGUACUACUAUGCCUAUAAAAUAUAAUUUAUUAUUAUAUGCUACAGGGCCUAAUAUGGGAACUCAAACCAACUCUUUUUAAUGCCUGUUAAUAGUUAACAAUUUGUGAACUGUUGUGUUGAUUUCAUCCUGGCUAAUUAUAAUUAUAAAAAUAUACCCGAAAUACUUGUAUUUGUAUCAUGAUUAUGUUUUCAUAUUUUCUCAUCAGCUGAUAUUAGCCUUGCAGAGUGGGGACGUAAGUGUCUAGAAAUUGCUGAGAAUGAAAUGCCUGGCCUUAUGUCAAUGAGAAAGAAAUAUGGAAAGAGUAAACCUCUAGAAGGAGCCAGAAUUGCUGGAUGUCUCCAUAUGACUAUUCAAACUGGAGUACUUAUCGAAACUUUAACAGCUCUUGGCGCUGAGGUAGGUUGACAAAGUAAUGCAAUGCCUUGAUUGAAAAUUUUGUGGUUUUCUCAAAUGAUUUGACCUUGACAUGUCAACUAUUUUAAACGAAGAAGCAGUAAGUUCCCAUCUAAUUCUGAAACAUUUGAUCCUUGCAACAGCUAAGAUCAGAAUCAUGCAUAUCUGUAAAAUCAAAGGCUUUGUCAAAAUGUUACACUCUACUUUAAAAUUGAUCUAAAAUCUCUUAAAUCCUCCUAUUUGAGUAAAGUAUUGUACAAUGAUGCACCAAUGAUUUAAAUGAACUCACAAAAGUCCAUGUAAAUAUGAGUAUGCAUGGGAUGUACAGUUUGAGACAUACAAUAGAAAUUCCCACAACUAAUUGAUAAUUACUACAAUUAUAUAAAUUAUCCCUAAUUCAGCCCAGUGUCACAUCAAUCAGUGUUCAGUACUGAACUAAACUUCAUUUAAAUCUGAAUAUUCUAUUUCAGGUUCAAUGGUCUAGUUGUAACAUUUUCUCCACACAAGAUCAUGCUGCAGCAGCUAUUGCUAAGACUGGAGUUCCAGUCUAUGCAUGGAAAGGUGAAACUGAUGAGGAAUACAUAUGGUGUAUUGAACAGGUUUGUUCUUUGCCCAUUCAGCGUCAUUAACUAAAUGUUAAUAUUCCAUUUAAUUUCUGACAGGCUUAGUGAAAUAACCAUUUUUUAUUUAUCAGAAAAGAAAUAAUCUAACAGUUAUCGGAUUUUUUUAUUGAACUCAUCAUUAAUGGAACUACUCUUUUCGUCUCUAUGCUAGUAUAGGUACCCCAAUACCCGACACAUCUAAUAGACACAUCUAAUAUUUUAUAUGAUAAUUUAAAGUAAUUGAAGUUAUUUAUUCAGAGACUUCUAGAUAGUAUAUCAUAAGGACACAUUUUUCUUGCAUAAAUUAUUUGAAACUAUUACUCCUGUAGACAAUUUAUUUCCCUGAUGGUCAGCCUCUGAAUAUGAUCUUAGACGAUGGAGGAGACCUUACAAACUUAGUACAUGAAAAAUAUCCAAAAUUACUUGAAGGUAAUUUUUCACAUUCUUAAAAUUAUCUAUUAUUACUAUUAUAUAAAUAAUCAAUGUAAUUUAAAACAAAUUUCUAUCUAAGUAACUUUUAAUAUUUUUAUGAUUAAUAAAAUUUGUUGCAUUUCUUUAGGCAUUAGAGGCAUCUCUGAGGAAACCACCACAGGUGUCCACAAUUUGUACAAAAUGUUCAAUGCUGGUGUUCUCAAAGUUCCAUCAAUUAAUGUUAAUGAUUCAGUUACCAAGGUAUAAAAAAAAAUUAUCAGGAAGUAUUUACAUGGAUUAAAUUAAAAUUAGUACCUAAGAUCUACAAAAGUAAUUGAGUGUAAAAAUUAUUUAAUAUCAUGAGAAAUCUAAAAAAAAAAAAAAAAAAAAAAUUAAAAAAAAAAAAAUUAUCAGGAAGUAUUUAAAUGGAUUAAAUUAAAAUUAGUACCUAAAAUCUACAAAAAUAAUUGAGUGUAAAAAUUAUUUAAAAUCAUGAGAAAACUAAAAAAAAAAAAAAAAAAAAAAUUAAAUCCUCUUCAAAAUGAUCUUGUUGAUAAAUUGACAUAUCUAUUUUAUUUUUUCUAUAAAAGUAUUAAGCUAUAUGAUGUAUGGAUAAAAAAAUGUAUUUUUAAAGCAUUUAAAGGUGUUAUUAAAUUUAAUUUGAAAAAGAAAAUAAAUGUUUUUUUCAGAUUUACAUCCCAACUUUGUCACAUCCAAUUUUCAUUUUCAUUGUCAUAAUGAACUUUCAGUUAAGGUGAAUACUUAAUUGUGCUGUAAAUUUAAUCUUGUCCGUGUAUUGUAUUCAUAUUUUUGUGAACCACUAAGUUGUUUACCACAUUUGCAGAGUAAAUUUGACAACCUGUAUGGGUGCCGAGAGUCUCUUGUGGAUGGCAUUAAACGUGCCACUGAUGUCAUGUUGGCUGGAAAAGUUGCUUGUGUUGCCGGUUAUGGAGAUGUUGGUAAAGGCUGUGCCCAGGCUCUGCGAGCAUUUGGUGCUAGAGUCAUUAUUACAGAGAUUGAUCCUAUUAAUGCCUUGCAGGCAGCCAUGGAAGGAUACGAGGUACCUGUCAAUCUUAAUUUGAUAUAAGUUUAUUUGGAUUUUUAUUUAAGCAUUAAAAUAACCAUUUGUGGCUAGAACUCUUUGACAAGGAGUCAACUAUCCAACUUGAAAGGAAAGCUAAAUCUAAAGCUUACUUUUUGCAAAAUAUAAAUAUGAUGGAAAAAGGAAACUUAGUGCUAAAAAAUUUGCGCACCAAGGUAUUGUUGUUUACCCACCAUAUUAUUAUAUAGUUAAAUCAACUGGAUGCUGAUUUGAAAAAAAGAAAUAUUUGUUAGUAAAUACUAUGUAACUUUUGAAAAUCAACUAAUUUAUUAUUUUUCUUCACUUAGACUCCAAUUUUUUACUUUGGUUAGCUAAAAAUAGACAUGAAAAUGAAUUUAGUAAUACAGCUAAUAACUUUGAAUGCUAAAAAAUUUUAACAAAAAUAAUUAUGUAAAUUGUUUUUUCAUUUACCGAUACUGUAUUUAAAGAGGUUUGAGAUCAUUCCAAUUUUAUUACUUCUAUCUUUGCAUCUAUAUUUAAAAAAAACACUGCUUUGGGAGAUCAUUUCAUAAUUUACUAUCUAUACUCCAUUUUUUUAGGUUUCAACAAUUGAAGAAGUCUUGAAGGAGGCUCGCAUAUUUGUAACCAGCACUGGCUGCAAGGGUAUUUUGACAAAUGAACAUUUUGAAAAUAUGCUCGAGGACACAAUUAUCUGUAACAUUGGACAUUUUGACUGUGAAAUCGACGUUGCAUGGCUGAAUGCCAACACUGUUAAGAAAGAACAAAUUAAGCCACAGGUAUAUGUGCUUUUGUGACAUUCUCAUUCAUCUGUUUAUUUCAUUUAUAUAACACAUUCAUAAAUUUUCUUCAUUUAAAUUACCAUUUUCCCAGAAUAUCAAAAGUCAUGUAAUAUAAAUAGCGGGAAACGUAAUUCAAAAAUAAAUAUAAUACUUGGUUUAGGCUCUACUUCCUCUUAACUUUCUAUGACAAUGAAUUUUGGGUGCUGUUUGCUUUUGGACUCAUUUUUCUAUGUUGUCUAAAUUACCUAAACUGUUGCAGGUUGAUCGUUACACUAUGAAGAGUGGUCGCCACCUCAUCCUUCUGGCAGAAGGACGUCUUGUUAACUUGGGCUGUGCCCACGGUCAUCCAAGUUUUGUGAUGAGCAACUCCUUUACAAAUCAAGUUCUUGCUCAGAUCGAACUGUGGACCAAGACUUCUGAGUACAAACUUGGUGUGCAUAUGCUUCCCAAAAAGGUAAAUAGUAUAGUUUAGCUUUGUCAAUAUUUUUUUUAACUUACAUGAGAGGUAUUUUAAUGAGGGUGGGUGAUAGGAAUAGCUAUCAUUUUUUUAUUGAGUGGGAAGUUCAUUAGUACCAGUACAGCAGUGUGUAAGAUGAAAAUGUAAUUAUUUUGUUUGUACCAAAGUUUCAACCUUUUGGGAUUUUCACUCACACACUAUAUUUAUUGUAUGAAUUUCAAGUCUGUCUUUGGACCUGGCAUUGCUAAUUUUGUAACUGCAAGAGCUGGUCUAAUGUUCCAUAAAUUUUUUGAAUGUAAAUGUUUUGAAUAAAACUGCAUCAUUUCCAGAGGUCACAUUGAUACACCAAGGAUCAGCCAUACCAUGUGUACCUAUCUGAAAUAGCAAUUGUGUACUUAAUUAUGUAGCAUCAUCUAUACAAUGUACACCAAUCUGAUUUAACAAGGAUAAAUAAAUAGUGUAUACCUAGUGUAUACAUAUCGUUAGAUUUAUAAAGCAAGGAUCAAUAAUAAAAUCUUUACUGUUGUGUACCUAUCAUUUCAGCUUGAUGAAGAAGUGGCUGCUGCCCACUUGGAACAUUUAGGGGUUAAACUGACUACACUGACCAAAGAUCAAGCUGAAUACAUUGGUGUUCCUCAAAAUGGACCCUACAAGCCUGAUUAUUACAGAUAUUAAAUUAAGUUUCUUAUGAAGGAAAUAAUGUUGAUUGAUAGAGAACUGAAUGUCCACCAAAAAAAAAAAAAAGAUUAAGUUUAAACAGAGGUAUUACUCAUUAUUCAUGUUAUCAGAUACGGUAACCAGUUGUUGAAAAGGAAAUAAUGUUGAUUGAUAGAGAACUGAAUGUCCACCAAAAAAAAAAAAAAAGAUUAAGUUUAAACAGAGGUAUUACUCAUUAUUCAUGUUAUCAGAUACGGUAACCAGUUGUUGAAUAUUUAUUUUUUUUUAAAUUGAAAAUUAUUGCAAUGCAUUGUGCGAGAAUGAUAAUAAAUGUAAAAGGUGAUUGUGGCAAAUGUGUGCAUGUAUUAUGAUGUAAAUCAUUAUGUCUUCAUGUUUUAACUGCUCAUAUGCAUUUAAAAUAUGUCUUCAGCAUCAAUGAAUGUUAUGUUUAUACUUCUGCACUUAACCUCUAAUUGUUAGAGAGGUAAUUUUGUAAGAACAAAAUUACAAAUUAAAUUCUUUAAUAUGUAACAAUUU